ACGCAGUCUUUCCAACUGGUCAUCGAUCGUGGUCGUCCCUCUUCAGCAAAAUUCUACCAACGCAUUCACGAUGUCAACCCCGGCAACUGCAGAUGCUGUGCGCACUGUCGCCACCAACACCAGAAAAUUCUCCUCAGAAAUUUAUAAGGUGGUGGCAGAUCAUCAUAAGAAAAAAAACCUCAUUUGUUCACCUUUGAGUGUCUCCGUAGUGCUGUCAAUGUUGACUUAUGGAGCUCGCGAGAUAACAGAACGCGAAUUAAAGUCAGUCUUGCAUUUUUCUGAGAACGACACUAUAAAUAAAAGUGGAUAUCAAUUACUCAUUGAUGCACUCAACGCGAUCAAAUCAGUUCAACUUAAACUGGCGAAUCGAAUAUUCGUGGGUGAUGAUUUCAAGAUCAAACCCGAAUUUCAACAAAUAACUGAGACGUAUUUUCGAUCUGUGAGUCAGAAUGUCAACUUUAAGAACACUGUAGAAGCCAGCAAGACGAUCAACAAUUGGUGUAAAGAAAAAACUAAUGAUCGCAUCAAAGACGUCGUUCAACCAGGGGGACUGAAUGGAGUCGAGCUCGUCCUCGUCAACGCUGUUUACUUCAAAGGAAAUUGGAAGAAGAAAUUUGAUGCUACGCACACGAAGCCAAGAACCUUUCACAUUGACGAAAAGUCAACCAAGGAAGUGCCGAUGAUGCAAAUAGAAGGAAGUUAUAGACUGAGUGAACUGGCAGAACUCAACGCGAAAUGCAUCGAGCUCCCUUAUGAGAGCAGCGAUGAAACCGACGCCAUGAGCAUGUUUAUUAUUCUUCCCGACAAAAUCGACGGUCUGAGAGCAAUUGAAAAUAAACUUGAUACCACGGACUUGGUAGAGCUGCACAAGAAUGAAUCAUUCUCACGCAAAAUUGACUUGCAGUUACCCAAAUUCAAAAUUGAAAGUACUCUUAACUUGAAUCCUAUUCUUCAAAAAAUGGGAAUGGUAGACAUGUUUGACGCCAGUGCAAACUUCCAAGGAAUGGCGGAUUCUCCCAUAUCUGUUAGUCAAGUAAUUCAAAAGGCAUUCAUAGAAGUCAAUGAGGAAGGCAGCGAAGCUGCGGCUGUUACAGCUGUUAUGAUGGUACGAUGCUGUAUGCCUCUUCCAGCAAUGCCUGUUAUUGUGGAUAGACCAUUUUUCUGUACAAUUGUUGCUACGCACACGGGCACACAACUAUUCUCCGCUCGUGUGGUUGACCCAGCUGUCUAAAUUUUUGAAAUACCCCAGAAAAUGGAGAGACCACGUGUUAAAACACGCGAUUUGCGUUCUUUGUUCUGUGAUCUGUGGUUUCUUUGACUUCGCCUAUAUUUGUCACUGACUUAGCUAGUCAAACAUUAAUUUCGUAAGGUAUAAAGAACAAAAUAUGCUAUUUUUUAAUUUUUUGCAAUUUUAUGCGAUGCAUGACAACAACGAAUAAAUACUUGGAGUUCGACUGUUA
This is a messenger RNA of Diachasma alloeum, 1460 nucleotides long. Its product is annotated as antichymotrypsin-2. NCBI's taxonomy places the organism in Eukaryota, Metazoa, Arthropoda, Insecta, Hymenoptera, Braconidae. The record is from RefSeq and is a predicted model, not a curated record. The coding region runs from base 71 to 1231 and encodes 386 amino acids. Gene Ontology annotation, molecular function: serine-type endopeptidase inhibitor activity. The transcript has 6 exons.